Messenger RNA from Mandrillus leucophaeus (drill), 1179 nucleotides. It is a transcript of the gene TMEM126B, whose product is annotated as transmembrane protein 126B. Gene Ontology annotation, cellular component: mitochondrion. NCBI's taxonomy places the organism in Eukaryota, Metazoa, Chordata, Mammalia, Primates, Cercopithecidae. Gene Ontology annotation, biological process: mitochondrial respiratory chain complex I assembly. The record is from RefSeq and is a predicted model, not a curated record. The transcript has 6 exons. The coding region runs from base 296 to 898 and encodes 200 amino acids.
CCCGCCCACCAGCAAAUCACGUGAGCCAUCAAAAUGGCGGUGUUCGGGCAUGAGGCUGGGGCCAAGCUGAGGGAUUCAGGUGUGGUGCCGGUGGUAACUGAGGAAGCGCCCAAGGAAAUGAAACACGAUUUCCAAAAUGAACUCAGUCUUUCAUGAGAAACUGAGGAUAGAGAUGUCAAUAAGCAGCCAUUGUUUCCACCUCCCCACCUGAAGAGCUAGGAGGACAACUACAAAGGGCCUGACUGCCUUCUCAGAAUGAGGAGAGAGGAAAACAGAAACAGUAUCAGAUGUCAAGAUGACAGCAUCUAUGCAUGGUCAACCCAGUCCUUCUCUAGAAGAUGCAAAACUCAGAAGACCAGUGAUCAUAGAAAUCAUAGAAAAAAAAUUUGACUAUCUUAGAAAAGAAAUGACACCAAAUAUAUAUCAAACGACGUCAUUUGGAACAACAGCUGGUUUCUCUGGAAUAUUCUCAAACUUCCUGUUCAGACGCUGCUUCAAGGUUAAACACGAUGCUUUGAAAACAUAUGCAUCAUUGGCUACACUUCCAUUUUUGUCUACUGUAGUUACUUACAAGCUGCUUGUAAUUGAUCCUUUGUAUUCAGAAAAUAUAAGCAAGGAAAACUGUGUUUUCAGAAGUUCACUGAUCGGCAUAGUUUGUGGUGUUUUCUACCCCAGUUCUUUGGCGUUUACUAAAAAUGGACGUCUGGCAACUAAGUAUCAUACCGUUCCACUGCCACCAAAAGGAAGGGUUUUACUCCAUUGGAUGAGGCUUUGUCACACACAAAUGAAAUUAAUGGUGAUUCCUCUAGUCUUUCAGACUGUAUUUGGAAUAUUAAAUGGUCUAUACCAUUAUGCAAUAUUUGAAGGGACACUUGAGAAAACUAUACAUGAAGAGUAACCAAAAAAAUGAAUGGUUGCUAACUUAGCAGAAUGAAGUUUUUAUAAAGAGGACUCAGGCAUUGCUGAAAGAGUUAAAAGUAACUGUGAACAGAUAAUUUGUUUCUGUGCCUUUUGCCUGGUAUAGCAAAUACUCAAAAAAUAUUCAAUAAUUCAAUCAAUAAAUAUAAGUUUCAUCUUACAUGUAAGAUACAAGUUUUAUCUCCUGAUGGUGUGUCCAUUUUGCCUGGUAUGUAACAGAUAAUAAAUAUUCAGUAUCAAUAAAUAUAAUAAUAGAAGUUU